GUUUUGUGAGUUAAAUAAUAAGAGCUUCUGGUUUUUGCACCAGUCACUCAUAAUUAUAUCCUGAUUUGGGGUGCGAGUGUUGGCAACCGUGAGUAAGCCGUAAGAGGUCGUUUCGGUUUGAAUUUGUUUGGAAUUGUCGGUUACGGCAUGUGCAACUUCACGGUCGACGUACAAAUUUUAAGUGUUUAACAGCAAUGGUAAAGGAAUGGCAUCGCCUCAUUCUGAAAUGGCUCAACUGCUUUGGGGUAGGUUCAGUCAAAAAUAUUCAGGACAUCAAGGAUUUGAACUUUGUGGCUGCUUUGACUUCACACUCCUUCCAAACAGAUGAAGAUUCCUUCUCACAAUUGUUGUCGUAUUUGCAAAGUCUAUAUCCUCAAUAUGAUGAGAAGCUUGCUGACCCCACAGACACAUGCUGGGACAUGGAGGAAGAAUUAUUUCUUCUUUCUUCCCUUCUACUCCUACAUGCAUCUAUCUAUCAACCUUGUAAAACUCUCCAACAAAAUGCAGCUAAAAAUUUAGAUGAAAAUGAUCAACAGUUACUGGUAUCUUUCCUGGAAAAGGUCAUGGAUUACGGAAAACAGCUGAAGCGAAGUGAACUAUUGUUGUGCACUCCUUCUGGUCAAGUACGGACAUCUUUCAGUUCCAAUUCAACACCAAAGUCUCCUGUGUCUAAUACCCUUAAGAGAACUAGUGGUGGUCUGGCAGAUUUUCUUUCAUCUCCUGUAGUCAAACGGAAAUCUGGACUUUUUAGAGAUCGCAUAAGUUCAUUGCAGAUUGACCUGGAACAGGAACAAGCAGAAAAAAUAGAGUUGCAACAAAAGGUUGAGCAUCAAGAUAGUCAGAUCGUUGAAUUAGUGAGGAAGCUAAAGGAAAAAUCAAAUGAACUAGAAUCUCUCCAGGAGAGUUUCAAAAAUGCUGAGGUCGCUCUUAGUGAAGAGACUGGAGAUCAGAGGGCUGAAAGGCGUAAACUGCAACAACAACUAAAUGACUCAGAAAGUUACGUGAAGCAAUUGGAGGAGGAAAUAGGAAUAUUGCGGACUUCUCAAGAGGAUGUUACUCAUAAGCUGUCAAUGACUGAGAAAAUGUAUUCAGAAAUGGAAGCCAUUUUAUCUUCUACCAGAGAAGAAAUUUGUGAACUGAAAGAGCAGCUACAAAAAGAAAGAGAUGAGAAUAUAGAGCUCACUCACCAGUGUUCGAAGUUUGAAAGAGACCUUAAUCAAGUGCACCUAUCAAAGAUGCUUUCACCACAAAGACAAGUUCUUGACAGCCCUGUCCGUACACCCGCAGGCUCACCAGCUCCGGAGAGUCUGGGCUUUAUUGUGGAAAGACAAAUGAUUCAGAAAGAAAAUGAAAAUGAAGAACUGCAUAGCACUUUGAAAGAAACAGAAAAAGAGCUGAAAAGAUUGAAAGAAGAAUAUCAGGUGCUGGAGGAGAAAGCAUCAAAUGAAAAUGAAUGUGCUUCUCGUGCCCAGAAAAAACUUGAAUGCAAGGUGGAAAUGCUUGAGAAAAAUUUAAAUUCAAUGAGUCAAGAACUCUCUCUGUGUAAGCAGGCAAAGGAUGACAUAAAUUCUGCUCUGUUGGAAGUCACCAAGGAGAAAGAUGAACUCAGCAUUCAGCUGGAAGAUUUGAAAACUGCCAAAGUGAAUCUAAUGUCUGAGCAGAAAGAACUUAAGGACUCUAAAUAUGGUCUUGAAGUGAAGGUUGCACAGAUGAAUGCCAAACUGGUUAUAGCUGCUGAGCGGGAAAAUGAAUUAGCUGAUUUAGCCAAGAAGCGAGCCUCUGACUUGGAUUCUAUGACUCAUAAGUUUUAUGACAUGGAAGUAAACUGGAAAAAAUCACAGAAAGAACAGAAGAUGAUUGAACAACAGCUUAAUGACGCCAUGAAAAAGAUAACUGAUGCCAAAACUCUGAAGCUUGAGAAAAAUGAUCUAGAAGAUCAGGUAACUGCUCUGAAACAAUCUCAUGAAAACUUAGAGAAGCAGUAUGAAUAUUCUUGUUCAACCAAGAAGACUCUUGAAGAUAAACUUCAGACUUUGCUAGAUGAUAAAAAGUCAAUAGAACUGCAACUCAAAGACAUGAGUCGAAAGAGAGGUGAUCUUACUGCAGCCCUUGAACAAGUUACUCAUGAAAAGGAUUCAAUAGCAUCUGAAAAGAUUGCUCUUCUUCAAGAAAAAGUACGAUGGGAGUUGGAAUUUGAAGAAACCACUAAGCGUUUGGAAGAGACCAAAUCACUUGUUCUGAAGGAAGAAACAGAAAAGAGAGAGAUUCAAGACAAGUUAGCUGAAGCCCUAGCUGCCAAUGACAGGUUGACAUCACACCUCUCCAUAUCAACUCAACAAGAAAAUGACUUGAGUAAUCACCUGGCAGAAAUUUCCAAGCAGAAGAAAGCUGUUGACAUCCAAUUGGCUGCAAUUUCCAAAGAAAAGAUGAAGGUUGAAGAUGCUCUGCAAGAAUGUUCUUCUCAACUUGUUAAGACUCAACAAGACCAUGAAAAUUUGAUUCAAGAAUUAAAUGAAAAGUCUGGAGAGCUGGAAAUAUUGAAGGUAGAUUUUUCAAAGCUCUCUAGAAGCAAAAAUGACCUUGAGUCAGUUCUGGCAAAUGAGAAAGCUGAAAAUGAUAAAUUGUUGUACAAUUUUAAUGAAGUCAACCGAAAGUUAGAAUUAGCGCAAGAAGAAAUAUCCAAAGUGAAAGAUGAACUUUUGAGUUUGCUUAAGCAGUGUGAAGAAAAAUCUUCUACCAUUUCUGACCUCCAAGCCGAAAAGGCUGAUAUAGAAGAUGACCUAUGCCAUUAUGUUAGCAGCCUUAAUUCUACCACUCAAGAAAAUGUCUGCAUAAAAAGUGAGCUUACUUCUCUAAAGACUGAAAAGGACCAGCUACUUGUAAAAUACGAGUCUGUCAGCCAUGAAAAGAAAGAUCUAGAGAACAAAUUUGAUGAAGCAGUAAAAGCUUUGGCAACCUCUAAUAGUGAGAGAGAAUCUUUGCUCGUUAAUUUCACAGCUGUUUCAAAGGAGAAAGACGAAAAUUCCAAUGAGUUAAUCAAUCUCAAGAAUGCUUUUGCCCUUGUUCAAUCAGAACUUAAUGACCUGAGAAACAUUAACUCCCGUCAGCAGAACGAGUUGACAGAAAAGUCAUCACACAUCGAACACCUUCUCCAAGAUAUGGAAAAAUUAAAGGAAGACUUUACAGUCAGAAACAAAGACUUGCAAAAUGAUUGUGAUGAGAAGUACCAACAGCUAAGUUUGUUGAGAGAAGACUUAACAGAGUUGCAGACUUGCUGUGACAUUUUACAAACUGAAAAGAAAAAGUUAUCAGAAGAGACAGCAAUCCUGAGAAAUAAGAAUGUUGCUCUUGAAGAGGAAGUUGCAAAGCAUAUUAGUGAGAUAGAGGCUUUAUCUGAUAAGAUUGACAAAACUUUAGAAGAACUUAAAAAAGCAGAAAGUGAUAAAGCAGAAGCACUUGAACAUUUAAAAGAAACUGAAAAUGACCAUAACAUUUCCUUGGGAAAUAUUGACAAAUUAAGAAGAGAGAACGAAACAGUGCUGGAGCAACUUAAACAGGCAGUGACUGAAAGAGAAGAGGCUAUGGAGCAACUUAGAAGCAUAAAUAGUGCCAAAAUGGAAGCAAUUGUGCAACUUGGAAAAGCAGAAGCUGACAAGGAAACGGCUUUACAACAGCUUCUAAGUGCAGAAAAUGCCAAAAAAGAGGCAUUGGAGCUAGUGAAGAGAGUUGAAGUUGACCGAGAAGAAGCUUUGAAGCAACUCAAUGAAACAGAAGGUGAAAAACAAGAGGCAUUGAAACAUUGCAACAAAGCAGAAGCUGAUAAGAAAGAGGCACUGGUGUGGGUGGAAUCAGUUGAAACUGAGAAGAAGGCCUUAUUGUCUUGCCUUGAGGCUGAAAAGAAGCUGAAAGAAAGCUUACUCUGCACUUUAGAGGAAAAAGACAAACUUCUUAAGGAAUUGCAAGCUAAUGGUUCUACAAAAGAGAAACUUCUUUCAGAUUACACUGAAAAAAUGUUGCUAUUGGAACAAGAAAAAGAAAAGCUUUCAAAAGAACUGGAGUUAGUUUUAUCCGAAAAAGAUAAUCUUGCUGCUAACAUCAAUCAAGAUGUUGCCCAACAGAUAGAAGCUCUUACGAAUGAAGUUGAAAGAGCUGCCUCUGAAAAAAAAUUGUUGGAAAAGGAGGUAAGUGACUACUCAAACACACUUAGAAACACUGAGGGUAUAGUUGAAUCUCUCAAAGAACGUAUCAGUGUAAAUGCUCAAACCAUACAGGAACUUGAAGCAAAGGUGGUUGUUUCUACGGAGGCAGAAAGGAGACUUCAAAGCUUGUGUGAAAUGAAAGAGAGUGCCUUACAGCAAUCUAAGAAAAGUGAAGACAUGAUACAGAAACUCCAAGUUACGUCUCAGCAAUUAAAAGACAAGCUAGAAAAGGCAGGGAAAGAAAAUGAAGCACUUCUAGGCCAAAUGUAUGAGUUGCAGGGAUCCAUUGAUGUGAAGGAAGAAUUGCUCUCUGAAACACAAGCUUGUGUUGAAAAGUUAAGGGUGGAGAGAGACUAUUUUAGAGAUUUGGUCACUGUGAAAGAGCAAAUAAUCAAUUGCCAAAAAGCAACAGCAUCAUCCCUGGAAAGACAGUCAAGUGAUGAGCUGGAUGUUGCAAUGAAACUAUUGGAAGGAGAGUUGCAUUCUUCCCAGUCCACUUCAGAAAUGAUGGCCCAAGAAUUACGUAAAGUUCAAAAAACUUUUGAAGAUGAGAAGAUAAAAUUGAAAGAAGCUUUAGCUGAAGCUCAGUCUACAGCUGAGAGUUAUCAGAAGCAAGCUGUUGAGUUGAAGCAGCAGUUAAAAGCGCCUCACACUGGAGGGAAAAUAGCUGAGGCACAACAAGAAGAAAGUCAGUGGCAAUUGGAUCGUAUGAAACAUCAUUUAGAAUUCCAAUUUGACACAAUGAUGAACCAAAAACUGGAUGUAGAAGACCACCUCAGUAUAUUGCAAGGGAUUAUCAAAGAAGCGAGCUGCAUGUGCGAUAAUGUCUUUGCUGUGCUCCCUCCCAACUGUGAUGCUGUUCAUGAAGUUACUGUCAUGAGAAAAGAAGUUGAAAUGAAAUUACGAACUGUUGAUAAGAAGUAUGCUGAAAGUUUAUGUGGCAUCAUCUCUCUGGCUAAUGAAAUCUUUAAAUUCAGUAAGAAGCAAACUGAACUGACUUUGAAUGAAGAUCAAGUAAAUUCUUCCCUGUUAGCUGAACGGGAUAGUAUUGAAGCUAAGAUUUCAAAGUCAUGUGAGGGUAUGUCAUCUUUGGCUUGUGAUGUUAGGUCUGUUAUCAAUAGCUGCAAGUUCUUGAUAGAAAGAUGUGAAAGCUAUCUUAAAGCUCAAACUCGUGAAUCCUUGAAGAUAAAGACGUCAUUUGGUAAGGAUACCGUUGAUGAUGGUUCCACUGAAAAUUCAUCUCAAAAUGAUAAUUCUGGACCUUUCAAACAAUCUUCAGCUGAAUCAAUCAAAGCAUGUAGGCUGACAGCUGAGUCCCAAGUGAAAUCGAAUUGGUUUGGCGACACUUCUAGCAUUGAAGAGGGCUAUCACCUCCUUGAAAGUUCUCACUCAGAACUUGAAAAACAAAUAAUCGACCUGCGCAGUCAACUAAAGGAGCUUCAGAUGACUGUCACUCAAGACUCUAAUAACGAUGAACUUUUGAAGCUGAAGACAGAAAUAAGUGAUCUAAGGCUCCGUCCAACUCAUGAACAACUUGAAGAAAAGCUGAAAGAGCUUCAUGUGCAGUAUUCAAACAAACUUGAAAACAUGAAACUAAAAAUGAAACAAAUUGUCAAAGAUGAAGUUAAUAAAGUUGAAGAAGAAAAACAAAAAUCAGAAAAAGAUAUUGUUGCCAAACAUAACAAAAGAAUUACUGAAUUUGAAGAGCAUGUGCAACAACUGAGUGCACAACUGUGGAAGUUGGGUGAAAAGUUGUUGCAAGAGCAACAAGAUCACAAAAAUGCCAAAGAACGUUUGGAGGCUUUGAAGGAGCGUCAGCGUCAAUACUUAAUGUCAAAGCAGCGCACCCAAUCUCUGGACCGAUUGGAUAUGAUGUUACAAGGAAGUAAACAAAUCAGCUCGACCUCGCAGCUUAAAAGACGCUGCAACAGUCAAGUUACCCAGGGGGGGCUUGCUUCUGCCAAAGUACAUCCUGUGAGUGACAUCUCCCCUGAAGUAGAUGGGAAUACCUCAAGAAGGUCAACAAUGAUGGCUCCUGCAUCCAUGGGUUUGGCCUUUCCCGAAGAAGAUGAAGAUGGCGAAGUAUUCAACAAUGAUUACCUAGCCGAGUUAAAGGAAGGAAAGUGCAGAGUUCCUCUUGAUGGUAGCCGAUUAAGUGAACUUCAGUACAGAAAUUCCUUGUGCCCCCCUCACUUGAAAAGUUCCUAUCCUGCAGAAACUCAGUUUCAAGAUCCUCAAUUGUGCAAAGAUGAAGACAUUAAGGGUGCAGAGGGGAGACUAAGACGACAAGGAAAAGACAAGCAGACAACUUCUUAUAAAAGACCUGGUCCUCCCACUCCUAGUAAGAAAGCUGGCAGACUUUCACUUCAGGGAAAAGAAGAUUUGACACCGCGGGUAGCUGCACUUCGUGAGCACAAUGAGUCAAUGUCAUCGCAGGGUACAGGAAUGUUGCGCGUUGCUAAAACCACUCCAAGCAGGUUGAGGGCCCUGUUUACUAGUAGCAAGGUUGCUAACGCUGCUACUUUGCCAGUCACCAAGAAAGAAGAGAUUUCUACUCCUGCAACACCUACUUCAAAGCGUCUCAGCAUCUUUAGAAAGCGGUUUGGUAGCAACAAAGAGAAUCAGAAUGCAUCUAGUGGGUAUGCAUCAUUCCACUGAAAAGGCAACCAGUACUUGUUUCAGUAUUCUGUCUUGACGAAUUCCUUGUGUUAGUACCUAGCCCAUUGUGAUUUGUUGUACAAAUUUUUUACUUUUUUAUGUACUAUGUACACAAUGUUUUUAUUAUCUAACAAUUUCCACACAAGUAUUAUUUUUUAUAAUGUAAUAAAUUUGUUAACAUCCAA
Messenger RNA from Frankliniella occidentalis (western flower thrips), 7042 nucleotides. RefSeq names its product early endosome antigen 1-like. Bases 195 to 6857 code for a protein of 2220 amino acids. NCBI's taxonomy places the organism in Eukaryota, Metazoa, Arthropoda, Insecta, Thysanoptera, Thripidae. The transcript has 18 exons. The record is from RefSeq and is a predicted model, not a curated record.